GUGGAAUAGCAACCAGAGCACGGACAUCCCGACGAAUGACUUGCCCAUGUACGCCGGCUGGCCCACUGCAGGACCGUCGGAUGACAAGCUCUUGCUCAAGAUGCGGACAGCGAAGUACAGUGGCCACGUGGAUUGGGUGUCUUGGACACGGGAAGCAGCUAAGCUGCCUCUGAACGUGUCUAGGCGACCCUCUGCCCAGGUGCCAACAUCAUCAUGGUGCAAGAACUACGGUUAUAUUGGAACAGAUGGCCAAAUCCACUGGCCCUCUCCGCAACAAAAUAUGCAUGCGGUGGUGCAGAUGGCCUGGGGCAAGGAGCCAGCAAAGCUCGCAGGCGAAAGCGGGGAAAAUGGCUUACAACGCUUCGGAUGCGCAUCUGAACCUUGGCAAGAGCUCGGAGUCGGAGCCUGGCCAGAGCGGCACGAGCCGCGAGCGUUUGGGCCCAAAACGACGACGGAGAAGCUGAAAGAGGGAGAAGAUCUCUGGGCUUUGCUACGCUGCGCGUACCUGUCUGGAGCGGGGAGUUUGAGAGACGUGAGUGGGCCAGAAGCUCCCGAACCUGAAGCACCGCAAGCACCCGAUCCCGACCUUGAGCUGGAUCGGGCUGCUCGAACAGUUCGGGAGAGGUUGCAGAGGCUGCUGCAGAAAACGGCCGAGGCAUCGAAGGCCCUCAGCCACCAGCCGACUCCCUGCUGCGGCCCAAUUGCGGACACCCAAACAAAACCGGGCGCAGAAUUCCCGCAACAUCCUAAGGCUCCUGAGGCUGCUGCCAGUCUGCUGCCAGGCUGCCGAAUGCAGACGAAUUCGCGGCAAAUGCACCUCCUCUGGCUCUGCGCGCUCAGACGACCGCGGAACAAAAGCAGUGCCCUCACAUAG
This is a messenger RNA of Symbiodinium sp. CCMP2456, 874 nucleotides long. The record is from the annotation of a GenBank genome assembly. Lineage: Eukaryota; Dinophyceae; Suessiales; Symbiodiniaceae.